Molecule: messenger RNA, 237 nt
Organism: Sporisorium graminicola
Lineage: Eukaryota; Fungi; Basidiomycota; Ustilaginomycetes; Ustilaginales; Ustilaginaceae
Exons: 3
Coding region: 1-237 (78 amino acids)
Biological process (GO): mitochondrial electron transport, cytochrome c to oxygen
Source: RefSeq, a predicted model, not a curated record
AUGUCCAUCCUCGCCCGCCAGACCGUUCGCUCCGCCCGUACUGCUUUCCGUCAGCAGCAGGCCCCCCUUCUCCGACGCAACCUGCACGUCGAGAACACCCACGAGACCGUGAUCCCCUUCCCUUCGGGUCCCACUCGCAAAGUCCCCGUGGCCAUCAGCCUCACCACCUUCCUCGUGUUCGGCUUCUCCCUCCCCUUCAUCGCUGCCAAGUUCCAGAUCGCCAAGGCUUCCUGGUAA